GGCAGAGGCACGGCCGCCGCUGCCCGUCCUCCCCGCGCGGCCGCCCCGGGGCAGCGAGGCGCCGGGAGGAUGCGAGUGGGCGCCGCGGGCGGCGGCGAGGCGAGGGCCCGGGCGGCGUUGGGAGUUCCCGGCUCGGCCGCCGCCCCCCCGCCCCAAAAGAAGUGCAGUAGUUUGUGAGACGCAAGAUGGCGGCGCGGCCGUGAGCGGAGGAGGCGGGCGGGCGGCGCGGGCUGAGGCGGUGCGGCGGCGGCAGGAGCCUUCACACCCUUGGGCACAGCAGACAGGACCAUCAUGGAGAUGUCAUGCUGGGGAUGAGUUUGUGACGGGAAGAACUUGAGCUUCCAUUGCAGCUGAGAGAGAAUGUCGUAGCCUAGACAAAGCAGUCCAAGGGUGGUGGAUGCGGACUUUAAAACAGUGUCUCAACAUUUCAUCCUCAACUGUCUCUUUUUAAUCUGAUUGCACUACAAAAGAAAAGCUGCUAAUGGGAUAAAUGUUGAGACGUUACAAGAACUGACUUGAAGUACCAAAAGCCAUUAUUAUUAAUCAAGAAGAGCUUGAAGCUAAGUCUGUAUCUGACCAGUCAGUAUCACUUUCACCUAACAGGCAUGGCAAGUAAACGAAAAUCAACAACACCGUGCAUGGUCUUAGCCAACGAGCAAGAUCCAGAUCUAGAAAUGGUAUCAGACUUGGAGGAAGGACCACCUGCAGUCCCGCCAGCAGAUAAUAAUCCUACAGCAGAGAGCAUAACAAGCGAAGAGGAUGUCCAUGAGAAUGUGGAUUCAGACAAUCAGAAAAAUACAAAUAAAGUAGAAGGUGGUUACGAGUGUAAAUACUGUACUUUUCAGACUCCAGAUCUCAAUAUGUUUACUUUCCAUGUGGAUUCAGAACAUCCCAAUGUAGUAUUAAAUUCAUCCUAUGUUUGCGUAGAAUGCAAUUUUCUUACCAAAAGAUACGACGCUCUCUCAGAACAUAAUUUGAAGUACCACCCUGGAGAGGAGAAUUUUAAAUUGACCAUGGUGAAACGUAAUAAUCAGACAAUCUUUGAACAAACAGUAAAUGAUCUCACUUUCGAUGGGAGUUUUGUUAGAGAAGAAAACGCUGAACAGGCUGACCAUUCUGAGGCCCCCUCCUCGGGGAUCUCCAUUAGUAAAACUCCUAUUAUGAAAAUGAUGAAAAACAAAACUGAGACUAAACGCAUUGCUGUUUUCCACAACGUAGUCGAUGACAUUCCUGGUGAAGAGAAGGGAAAGGAAAAUGAGCCAAACUCUGAAGAAGUAGUAGAAAACCCCCCGCCGGCAGUUUCUGAGUCCAAAGCGAGCCAUUCGGUAGUUUGCAGUGCAGCUGAUGUAGCUAGUACAGUUGUGACCCCAGUGAUUCAGCCUGGGGUGGCACAGGUUUUGACAGCGGUUACAGCUCCACAGAACUCAAACUUGAUCCCCAAAGUCUUGAUACCUGUAAACAGCAUUCCAACCUAUAAUACUGCUUUGGACAACAAUCCUCUUUUGCUCAACACCUAUAACAAAUUCCCGUAUCCAACCAUGUCGGAGAUCACUGUGCUUUCCACCCAAGCUAAGUACACAGAGGAACAGAUUAAAAUCUGGUUUUCUGCCCAACGUCUGAAACAUGGUGUGAGCUGGACACCGGAGGAAGUGGAGGAAGCAAGGAGGAAACAAUUUAAUGGCACAGUGCAUACUGUACCACAGACAAUUACCGUUAUUCCAGCGCACAUUUCCGCCGCUAGCAAUGGUUUACCUUCAAUUUUACAGACAUGCCAAAUAGUUGGUCAGCCGGGACUUGUUCUCACUCAAGUCGCAGGUGCAAAUACGUUACCAGUAACAGCCCCAAUAGCUUUGACUGUAGCAGGAGUCCCAAACCAAACCCAAUUACAGAAGAGUCAGAUUCACACUGCUCAGCCUAUUGCAGAAACCAAACAGGUUGCUGCCGUUCCAGCCCCUCAGCCUAUCAAAAAUGAAACUGCACUAAUGAAUCCCGAUUCCUUUGGCAUGCGAGCAAAAAAAACAAAGGAACAACUGGCAGAAUUAAAGGUCAGCUACCUUAAAAAUCAGUUUCCUCAGGAUUCAGAAAUCAGUAGACUUAUGAAAAUAACAGGCCUGACAAAGGGAGAGAUCAAAAAGUGGUUCAGCGAUACACGCUACAAUCAGAGGAACUCAAAGAAUAACCACGGGAUUCAUCUCAACAGUGACUCAUGUGCCACCAUUGUUAUUGAUUCAAGUGAUGAAAUGAAUGAGUCCCCAACAGGAGUUGCUCCACAGAACAAGUCGUCCUGGAAUGCGUUUCCUGACUUCACCCCACAGAAAUUCAAAGAGAAGACUUCUGAGCAGUUGCAAGUCCUCCAAGCAAGUUUUCUUAAUAAUCCUGUCCUUACUGAUGAAGAGAUGAAUAGGUUAAGAGCCCAAACCAAACUUACCAGAAGAGAGAUUGAUGCCUGGUUUACGGAGAGAAGGAAAUCUAAUGUCUUAAAGGAGGAGGGAACUGAGAUGAAUGAGAGCAAUGCCAGCAGCUCAAAAGAAGAGGCUGGAGAAACAUCUGCGGGAGAUGGAGCAGCAGGAUCAAAAUCGGGGGGCUCUGCUUCAAGCAAAAUAGGCAAAAAAUCACCAGAGCAGUUGCACAUGCUUAAAAGUUCCUUUGUCCGUACUCAGUGGCCAUCUCCACAAGAAUACAACAAGCUGGCAGAAGAAACAGGGCUCCCAAGAUCAGAAAUUGUGAGUUGGUUUGGAGAUACUCGCUAUGCCUGGAAAAAUGGGGGAUUGAAGUGGUAUUAUUAUUACCAGAGUGCCAAUGCAAACAGUCUGAAUGGCCAAGGCUUUGCAAGGAAGAGAGGGAGAGGAAGACCAAAGGGGAGGGGAAGAGGGAGGCCUCGAGGGAGGCCUCGGGGAAGCAAGAGGUUAAAUUGCUGGGACCGAGGUGUGUCUGUCAUAAAAUUCAAAACUGGAACAGCAAUCCUGAAGGACUACUAUAUGAAGCACAAAUUCCUUAAUGAGCAAGACCUUGAUGAACUUGUAGCUAAAUCUCACAUGGGGUAUGAGCAGGUCAGAGAGUGGUUUGCAGAAAGGCAAAGAAGAUUAGAACUCGGAAUAGAGCUGUUUGAGGAGAAUGAGGAAGAAGAUGAAAUGCUGGAAGAUCAGGAAGAUGAAGAGGAAACGGAUGAUAGUGAUACUUGGGAACCCCCACGACAUGUUAAGCGUAAACUUUCAAAAUCAGAAUGACAUGCAGUUUGGAAUCUGAGAGCCAAAAACCCGUGAAUUAGGUUUGAUGUUAUGGUGAAGAGCCAAACAAUUUUUCACGGCCUUCAGCUUCAGCAAGCACCUGCUUAGCAUCUUCGUUGCACCUGAAGGAACAUGGGCAAGAUGCUGUCUGCGCAGGCAACGGAUAUUUGCUUCCUUGCUACCAGAGAUGGACGUCCUCGGGCCUAGCUGAGCACGUGGGGUUACAAAUCAGCGCCAGUUCAGCUCCUCCUCUUCCGCAUGUCCAAUGCGAAGGUUCAUCAUUCACGUGACUGCUUCUCAAUAUUUAAUUGCCUUAUGUUGUUUAAUUCCAAAAAAACAAACAAACCACAGACACAUUUUUUGUUGUUGUAGGAGAACAUUACCUGCUCACAGAGGAGGAAAAUGCAAAAACCUAAGAUGUCUUUUUGCAAACAUCACUUCACCUGAAGGGUUUCAAGGUCUGGGUUUAUUUCUUAAGGAAAGAAUUCAAAAGAAAAGAGAAGGGGAAAAGUGUGACAAAGGAAUCAAUGAACAUAGGGGUGAGGAUUGCUCGGUUUAAGAAAAUGAGGUGAUAUUGGCACCUUUUUUGUAUCUUCAGAGUGUUUUGGGUUUACAGAAUUUGUGUUGAAAUGUUUCUUGCUGAUAAUUAUGAGCUAGCUGAAUGAGUUUAAUGCUAAAAGAUGCUUUUCGUUAAAUUUAAUCAGUGUAUCUUACAUCAAUUUAAUUUAAAUGCCUGGCAAACUUGAUGCAGUUGAUAGUAACAUUCACUUUUAGCUUGUGCAUUCUUUACUUUUUUUUUGAAAAUGGUUAGAAAAGCAUGUGUAUUUCUAACAAACAUGAAUAAUUUCUUGAAAUCUUACACUGUAUUUUAAGGUAAACAUGAGGUGGAAACUGCCUAAAAGUCAUUCAGCAUUGCUUAGGGUUUUGUAUGAAUACACAGAUACAAAGAUGAAAUGUGUCUUCAGGUGUUAGUUAGAAAGGUUUUCAAGUAUGAGGUGGCAAUGACCUGCUUUUUAAUUUUCAAACAAAAUGAAGUUAUAUGCCUUUUAGGUGCUUAAAAAUGGUAAACAAACCAGUGUUUAACUGCUGAUUAGCGAUAGCCCGAUUGAAUGUUUCGUGUGCAAGACUAACCAAAAAUUGAUCCUAUUGAAUUGAGCUCACUAAUAUGCUGUUCUUAGGGCUGCUGGGUGAACACUUAUUUGUAGAGAUGGUUUCAUCUACCUGAACUGAACUCCAGAAGUAGUCUAAUCUGAUAGGGAACAUCUGCAUCUUGAGUAAGUGUUUAUAUGUAUAUAUAGAAUGGCUUUUAUGUACAUAUGAAAAGCCAUUCGAUCUCAAGGCAAUGAAGUAGUAGCAUAACCAACUUAAAAAAUAAUGGGCCAAAUUCAAGAAAGCUAGGUUAUGCAGAUAUCUGGCAUUGUAGAAAACUGGUACUCCAAGAAGAGUAGUUUGUGUUCUAGUUACUGUCAGUUUGUAUUUUUUAGGGGUAAGUUAUGUUUAGAUGUCAAAAAUGGAUGGUGAGUUGGUGCUGCUGUCACCAGCGUUGUCUGCUUUACAUGGGCGCUAACAGGAACUAUCUUAGCAAUCUCCCUUUACACCUCUGCCAACAUCUUCUCUGCAAGGAUUUGCAUCUGUUGACCUACAAGAGAGGGAUUAGCGUGGAGAAAAUGUGUCCUAAUACUUCCACAUCCCCAAGAAUUACUCUUUCUUCCUUCCUGUGAUAACUGGCUGUCUAAAGACCAAGGAAAUGCUUUCAGUGAUGAGUUUCUGAAGCACAGGAGUUAAUGUUAGAUCUGUUUUCCAUGUCAGAUUGGGAGUGAAACCUGGGUGAAAAAAAGAAAGGGAAUAAUGUCUGACAAAAAAAAAGUUUUGGUAACCUACCUGACUCACCUUCCUCCCUGGACACUUGUGGCUACCUUUCCACUCUCUGAUUGAAUGGGCUGCCUGAAUUGCAAGGCAGUGUUCUGCUUGAAAGCCUUUUCCUGACCUUCUAACAUUGCUAGAAAUACUGAUGUGUGUGACACAGUUUUGGUUAUCGAACUUUUUCAUGGCAUCCAAGACUCAGGUCAGCGAAACCAAGGCACAAAGCAGCCAGCAGUGUGAUGCCUUUAUCUCUUGAUGCUUAUCACUGUGAGGACAAGCUUAGAAUCCCUCAGCUUGACUUCAGGGUGGUAGAGAAGCAGAACUCUGUUGGUAGUGUUUCUCUGGAGUGCUGUCACUCUGGGUGCAAGGUGGUGUAAGAGAGAUCAGGAUCUGGGCUUUCCAGCAUGGGCUGCUACAGGUGGUUGGGAAGAAGGGAAAGAGAUGCUGUUUUUAAAUUUAUGAAAAAAUUAAGGCAAAUCUUAAUCCAAAUCUAAACUUCUUGGGAAUAUGCCUUUAGCAAGCAAAAUCUGGAGUUGCCUUAAAUUUUAAGGACAAACCAGAUUUAAUUUUCUUUCCACCCAGAAACACCCAAGAAGCCUGUCUAAACGUCUCCAUUUUUGUUAGCAGAGACUUAAUGUAGGUUAUCGUUACACCAAACCUUCGUUAGAAGAUGGGAAAAAUAAGGAAGCAAGUUAAUUAUAUGAUCAGACUGGGAAAUUUUCCAUUUUGGCAGUGUUCUGUUAAGUAACACUCAACUAUAAUGGUAGGCCUUAGCACAUGUGAUCUGCAAAACACAGGAAGAGGAAAUGCAUUGUUUAUCAGACUAAAUAUAGUCAGAUUGGACGUCGUCUUUCCAUAAAAUGGUCUGAGAGGAUGGCUGAUGUAUACUGGUCUGGACUUUCAACUGCUGUAAACAUUAUAGUUCCUUGUAUUCCAGUGGUUUUAACAGUAUUUGCAGCCUGUUGAGCCCCCACUGCAGAAUAUGAAUCUGAAUUAAACGAGCUUUGGGCUUGAUAAUGAGAGAUGCAGGGUACCCACAUUUCCUCUAGGCUAGAUGCACACUGUAAGCCUUUCAGUUGGGCCAAGGAUGAGAAGAAUCUGGGUGAGUUCAGACCUGAAAACAUCAGUUGUAUGCACUUACUAUUGCUUAUAAUCUGUUUUGUUUGAAAAGAAGAAUCCAUUAAUUACCAGUUUAUCUCGUGUUUACAGCAUGUAUGUAUUUGCACUGUGUACUGUGGGAGAGAGGGAAACACCUUCCAGAGGCCUCCUGCAUCAGAAAUGACAAGAAAAGCACUGGAAAGAGCUGUCAGCGUGCUGGCGGCUGACAGGAUGGACUGCUUUGUCUGUAACUUGUGGUCGUGGCUGGUUGGAGCUCAAAACUGCUGGUAACUGUGGUUAGUCCAGAUUCAUCUCAUCUCAUCAUAGGCUACUGUGCUCCUUACCUUGGUGCCCCAAGGCAUACUGCAUAGUCUGAGAGAAACAGAGAUUGUCGAGGGGAUACAGCACACCCUCAUUCUCUCCCUGAAUUGAUAUGAGCGCAUCAGUUCCUCUGGAGCUGAAGUUGAGCUUUCUCUUUCAUCUGCUGUCUCUGCCAAGAGUACCUGAGGUUACGAUGCUAGUUAGUGCUGUCUCUGGAAUUCAGUUAACUGAGGAUGAAGGUAAUCCCUUGCUAGAAUUGAGAUGGAGAAGGGCUAAAAGCAAGCAAGCAGUGUCACAGCUGGUGAGCCAUCCACUGUCCCUUAUCAUGGUGCUUCAUGGCGUGUUCUGCUCUUGCUUCUGAGUACAGUGGAAAAGCACAGGUCUGUAGCUCUGUCUUAGCAGUGCUGACUUCCAGUAUCAACCUUUUAAUAACCCCAAGGAUGAUGUGAGUUAUAAGAAGAAAGUCAGAGUUACUCUCCCCUUGCUUUGAAUGAACUAAGGGAGUGCUUGUACAGUGUGCAGAGAAGGGGAAAUGCAGAAUCUUGAAGAGACUGCGUGUUGCUUGCCCUGCAGAAUUCACUUACCUAGAACUUGAUGAGCAAAGCAAAUGUUACUCUUGCUGUUUUGACAGAACAAGUGUUGCAGUCUCUCGUGUUCAGCAUGUAGAAAUCUCUGCUUUGAUUUGAGAGCAAAAGCAAGGUAUCUAGCAUCUCGUGAUUGGAAUUUACUGGAUUAUCUCUAAUACACCUUAGUAAAUUAGGCCAUUCCAUUUUUCAGCUUUGUCCAAUAAUGGUUUUAAAACUUUUUUUUUUUUUCACAGCAUUAUAUGCAGUAUUGUUUCUAUCCGUAACUUUGAUUAUCAGGAAGGAAACUCAGUCAGAAUCCACCCGUGGCAUGAAAUCAUUUUUCUAAUGCAUGACUUGCUGACUUUCGGCAAAAGCCUAUUUUCUUCCUGCUCACCAAGGAACUCUGAGGCAGGCAAAUACACUCCCAUCUCCUCUGCAGAGCAGAGAAAGGAUUUCUGAAGCCCAUGCAAAGCGAUUCACGGCGCGAUGCAGUCCCAAAGGCCAGAAAACCCCAGCAUGCAGACAUUCUCCUCCUCCUUCUCCAUUUUCCUCUGAAAUGAGAGCACAGCAGUAACUCUGACAACAGGUCUCUGGCUGCUGAGUAAUAAGCUGUAGUUUAAGGUCAGGAGUAUUUUCCCUUUUGCACUUAAUGGAGCACUGUGUAUUCGAAUUGGAUCUCAGUGUUUGCUUCUGUAGAUACAGCAGUCCCAAUUUGCAUCCUCCACCACCUCCUCCUCUCUGUCUAUAUUCUUAUCUCCCAAGGAGAGAAGAUAAUUGUUAAGAUUCUGUAAUAUUAAAUAUCCCUGCCCUUACCCGAAUACACACAAAAGUAGAGCGCAAUGAAAUAUAGUUACUUUCUUUGAUUUAAUUUAUUAUUUAUUGGAAGAUAAUUUUGCCUGCAUUUAGUAGUAAUAAAAAGAUAGUAUCGAUGAGAGAACAGUGAAACUGUUGAGAGGUAUUCACAGUGCCUGGGAUGAUCAUAUAAAUUGCAGAUGGGAAGGGCAGGCGCAGGACUCAGCUCCCUGCCCUGAGCAGUGCUGCGUUAUGCUUGCAUUCUCCGUCAAGCUUUUGAUAUCCUAGGGAUGAGUAGGUUUAGUAUGUGGCAUGACACAAACUUGUUGGGUCAAGUGACUUAAGGUUUGUGGUGUAUUAAAAUUAGGUAGGAAAUGAAAGCUGUAGCAGAAGGUGAACAUUUCAGUAACUGUUUGUGCUCCGUAGCUUGAAUUUCUGUAUUGUUAUCUCACUUUUGGAGAUUUUGAAGCCCAGGCAGGUUAUAGACAGUGUUUUCAAGUUCAACCGUCUGAGCUUUUGGGUUGUUUUCCUUCUGCAGUGAAGAGCAUCUGUAUUUUUUCAGCGGAUACUCAUUUUAAAAAUGACUUAACGCAGCAUUUAAAAUGUUGAAUGGUAACUGAGGAUCCCCUAGCACUUUUCAUGAACUAAGGUGGGAUCCGUGUGAUUGUAUGUCGAUGUCUGCAUUUGAGCAAGACGCCGCAGUAGCUGAUCAGUGUAGCUAACGAGAGCACGUCAGCAGCUCCUCCUAACCACCUGUAGUCGGUCAGACGAACUGCACCCUCAACUCCGUUGACUGUUACAAGUGGCUCGAAGACACUGGAGUUAAAGCCAUUGGAAGUUAGGCGAGAUGCAUCCUCACCUUGGAGCGUGCUGGCUGGCUGGCUGGCAGCACUGGGCGUUGUGUCUCACCAGGGUUUCCUUGUGGUUAGCGAUGGUGCUGUCCUCUGCUCCCCACCUGGCACUCGCUGAGAGGCGUGAGGGUUUGGUUUGGUUUUGGUUUUGGUUUUGGUUGUUAUUCUAGUGCAGGUGGCACUACAGUGGCAGAUAAAGUAACUGAUCCUUGGUUAUUGAGCUGUGGCAUAAAUACGGUUUGGGGGUUUCUAAUGGUUUUUUAGAGAGAAUGUUACUAUAUGAACAUUGGAUUGUGUGUAUCCUAAAAUGUGUUAAGACACGUAAGAUUUGUGUCCCCUUGAUCAGACAUCUCCUUAUACUUAUUCAGCACUAGAUAUCUAUCAUGAAACUCACUGUAAAGAAUCUGCCAGAAUGAUGGAAGAUUCAAGUUGUCUUCAUUUGUGAUACAAAAGAACCAACCACAAGAGCUCCACUACGAUUUUGAAAUGUUCCCCAUGCCUCCAGUUCCAGCUUAAAGAAGCAUUUCCAAUUUUGAGUAGUUGGUUAUCUGCAUGUAUGCUUACAGUCUGUACAGAAAUGCACUAAAAAUGAGUUGCCCGACCCGGGAAGGCUUUAUAUUGUAUAGAAAAUGUGGCACUAGGUACUGCUCUUCAUGUGCACAGGAGAGUUAACAGGUGUCGAUCUCGUUUACAGAAAUGAUGGAGCUUUGCAAUUUUCUAUAAUACAUUGCAAUAUAUUUAAAUGUCCUGUUUGACAUGUGAAAUGAAAUUAAGUUAAUGCAUUGUUAUGUAUUUGAAUAUGAGGAAGACGAUUCACUAACGACCAGCAAGGUUUUUAGAAGGUGUCCAGUAUGUAGCAGUCUGUGUGAUCUGUCUGGUGUAUGUGAUGUUGUUAAAGGAAGCAACACUAUUAUUAUCGUUUAGAAUUAAGAGUUUCUUAUGAGUGAUGCAAUAGCUUACAGUGUCUUUCCUUUGUAGCUGCCCAGUGUGGUGAAGGGGAAGCAAUUCUUGAAAAAGUUCAAGAUAACUGGUUAACUGUGAAUGGGCCUAAUCUUUCGUGAAACCAAGAAAAUAUUUGGACACACACAGGACUUGAAUACUCAAAAGGAUUGGAACUUAGUGUUGUGCCAAAGUUAAACUACUGCAGUUGGCAGAAGUUCUGCACUGUAAAUAGAAGACUGAUUAAAAGACAGCUUGUAAAAAAGAAAAAAAAAAAAAAAAGAAAGAAAAAAGAUCAAAUUUUAAUACACUACGUUUUUAUUCUGAUACAUGACGGAAGCAUUCUGUUUUAGACCUUUUUUGAAGAGGCUUCAAUGACCACUAGAUUUUGUCCUCUUAUAUUUUGUUUGGCCUAAUACUAUAUGUUCUAGUAAGAUGGGCUUUAUCGCCUGUGUUCUUUGAUAUGUGAUUAAGCUUAUAGCUUUGAGUGACCAAACAUUUUACAGAGUAAAAGUUCUUAGAAACAGUAUAACGUAACUGAUAUUUCUGUGUCUUAUUUAUCAGGCUCUGCACAAACUUGGAAGGUUGUGCUGGACUUGUACAACUUACACAUGGGAACGCAGCAUACUGCUUGGUAUUACAAACCUAAGCCUUUGGGGCAGUACGGAUCUUGUCUUUGGAUUUAUUUUUGUUAUUUUUUUGAGGCAAAUGGAUGCUGCUGUAAAAUAUUUGUAAUAUCGCCAUUAUUGCUUUCUGUAGCAAUUACUGCUUUUGUUUCAACAGAUAAAAUAAAGCAGAGAUAGAAAAAUUUCAAAAGAAGCUGGUAGAAGAAAGGAUCACGUGGGAACUUCUGAAAAUAAACUUUGUACCAAAAAAUUUGAAAUCAGAAAUAAUGGAAUAAAUGUCUCCUUACUGAC
Molecule: messenger RNA, 10574 nt
Organism: Numida meleagris (helmeted guineafowl)
Lineage: Eukaryota; Metazoa; Chordata; Aves; Galliformes; Numididae
Gene: ZHX1
Product: zinc fingers and homeoboxes 1
Exons: 3
Coding region: 606-3227 (873 amino acids)
Biological process (GO): regulation of transcription by RNA polymerase II
Cellular component (GO): nucleus
Molecular function (GO): DNA binding; DNA-binding transcription factor activity, RNA polymerase II-specific
Source: RefSeq, a predicted model, not a curated record